Trematomus bernacchii (emerald rockcod) is the source of this 1455-nucleotide messenger RNA. RefSeq names its product transmembrane protein 150Aa (gene tmem150aa). The record is from RefSeq and is a predicted model, not a curated record. The transcript has 8 exons. NCBI's taxonomy places the organism in Eukaryota, Metazoa, Chordata, Actinopteri, Perciformes, Nototheniidae. The coding region runs from base 292 to 1167 and encodes 291 amino acids. Gene Ontology annotation, biological process: protein localization to plasma membrane.
GCAUCGUCUGCUAAGAAAACGCUGGUUUUUUAAAGGGAAACCAAGGUUGUUGAGGUCUGUGGUGGGCUAAGCAGGUUGAAGGUUGCUGCUGGCUGCAGGGCCCUGUGGAGCAGAAUAGCUGUGCCAUUCCCCCUUUUUUCCUCUCAUGUCCCCCCCUGUGUGUUUCCCUGUGUGUUAGUGACCCCACACCCCACCCGCCCCCCACCUGAUCCCUCCUGUCGUGUCGCCACUCCAGCCCGAAGCCCCCCUCUCACCCCAUGCUUGGAACAAAGUCCGCUCACUGCCAGCCCGAUGACUGCCUGGAUCGUCCUGCCUGUCAGCCUGUCUGCCUUCUCCAUCACAGGGAUAUGGAUAGUCUACGCCAUGGCUGUGAUGAAUCACCAUGUUUGUCCUGUGGAGAACUGGUCUUACAAUGUAACGUGCAUAGAGGAGCUGGCUCGACCAGGCUUCCCCAAGACGUGCUGCACCAUCCAGGACAUCCCCCUCAUCAGUAAAUGUGGCUCCUUCCCUCCUGAAAGCUGCCUGUUCAGCUUGAUCGGCAACGUCGGGGCCUUCAUGGUGGUGAUGGUGUGCUUCCUGCGCUACGCCCAGGUGAUCGAACACAGCCACCAGUGUUGGAUCAACACCAGCGCUCUGGUGUCGGGCUGCACUAACGCCGUGGGCCUGGUCAUGGUGGGAAACUUCCAGGUGGAUCACGCCAAGUCUCUGCACUAUGUGGGUGCAGGGGUGGCGUUCCCGGCGGGGCUGCUGUUCGUGUGCCUGCAGUGUGUGCUCACCUACCGGGUGGCAUUGACUGCCCUCGACUACUGGAUGGCCCAUUUCAGAGUGGCUCUGGCCCUGGGGGCCAUGGUCUCCCUCGUCCUCAGCGGCAUCUUCUUCGUCCACGAGAGUUUCGUCCUGCAGCACGCCGCCGCCAUCUGCGAGUGGGUCUUCACGGUGGACAUCCUGGUCUUCUACGGCACCUUCACCUACGAGUUCGGCACCGUCACCAGCGAGACCAUGAUGGCGGGCCUGCAGCACUGUCUCCACCACGGCUCGGGGAUCCUCAUGGGCCCCAGAGCACGGGGCUCGACACUGGGAGGGGCCACGAAAGGCCUCAAGUCCCCCGGGGGGAGCAGCACCUCCACACACCUCAACUGCACGCCGGAGAGCAUAGCGAUGUUGUAGCUCUGCAGCCGGAGGUGGAGGAGAGGCUCUGACAUGUUUAAACAUUGGACCUACACCAGGUGACCCAUCUGUAAUGCUGUACUAUCCCUCCCUUCGUUUCCAACGGUGACGCGCGCCGCUACAGGGAAGUUUCCUGUAGCCAUGUUGUAAAGAGAGGCUGAAUGUGUGGAGCCAUGAAUGUUUUCCAAGAUGGCGGUUUGAUUUGUUUUUAUUUCCUGAGCGACACUUUUUCCUUUUUCUAACUUUGCAUACCUGUUGUGCCCACAAAGUCCCCCCCCCCCCCCCCCC